Molecule: messenger RNA, 788 nt
Organism: Populus trichocarpa (black cottonwood)
Lineage: Eukaryota; Viridiplantae; Streptophyta; Magnoliopsida; Malpighiales; Salicaceae
Exons: 1
Coding region: 437-676 (79 amino acids)
Source: RefSeq, a predicted model, not a curated record
AUCCUUAAAUUAGCAGGUUAAAGUGAGAGGGCUGAAGUCAGAAUGUAUGCCAAACUCAACGAUCAAUGCCUUUCAGAAACAUCACUUAUGAUUUGCUGCUCUUGCUCCUCCCCCCUUGAGGAGUUUGAUCCUAACGUCAACAGCAAGGCUGGUGGUGCCAAGUAGUAAUAUUGCUGGUGCCACACGUUGCAGAACAGAGUGCCAUAUUCGAUGGGGAAUGGUAGCAUGUAUGCCAUGUGGCUUCGCUUGCUAUCGACGUGUUUUUAUUUGGUUGGACCUCAAUGUUUGUCAAAAUCCCCUAGACUACUGUGUUUAUGAAGACAAAAGGUCAUGCCAUCUUUAGUGCAUAUAUAAGGUCUUCUUGACGCUGCUAUAUCUGUAUCGAAACCACUUGAAAACUCAGAAAGAAGAGCGAAAGAAAGGAAGGCAAUAGGAAAUGUCAGGGGCACAGGGAGCACAGCCGCCGGGCAGUACAACAGCAACAACAUACGAGUCAGUGCCAGGGGGGGAGAACAAGACCAGAGUUAAGGUGGACUCAAAGGAGGAUCAGGGCGCGAUCCAGGUCGACAAACUCCAGGAGAAGGUUCCUGACGCCGCUGGCGAAGGAGGCCCUGUCUUUGGCGCUGGCAAAGAUGAAAAUAAGAAAGACUUGGGAGUUACUGGCACUGGCGAGUAGCUAGCCUAGCUUGGUUUCCCUACAAGUUGCUGCAUCAUUUGUUAAAAUUGAACUUGUGUGAGUUUAUCAAUUUUUUAAAAUAAGAAAUUAUUCUCUAUCAAUUAUCUCACAA